CCGCCCUGCUCGCGCUUUGUCUGUUCAUGGUUUGGGUUUGACAGCAGUGGUGUCUCGCGCGCGACCGGAAGUCGGAAAACGGCUCUAUUAAAAGGGCUUUACUGAAGGUGGAUGAGGGUGUGUAUGAGGUGGCCGCGCGACAGGAUGUGAGGUCAUGAUUAACCUUUUCCAACGCACCAUCCUGUGCUAGGGUGUGAUUGAGGAGCUCCGCCCCUCUCCACCCAGCAGCCAAUCAGGAUGCUUGAAGUGAAGCAUAUGAGCACGGAGAAGAAGGAGACUGCUGUGGGAACAGAUGAGGGAUGUAGUGUGUGUGUGAGCAGUGCAGACCCUGUGUAUGUGUACGAGACUCAGGACUGGAUGGUUUCUCCUGCCUGCUCUCCAGAUGAACAUAGCUCCAUCUCUCCACUGCUAGCUGAGGAGACGUUUCGCUAUAUGAUUCUCACCUCUGACCGUGUGGAGCAGAUGUCCAAGACCUACAACGACAUCGACGUGGUGACACACCUGCUGGCCGAGCGGGAUCGGGAUCUGGAGCUCGCUGCUCGGAUUGGUCAGUCGCUGCUGCAGAGGAACCAUGUCCUUCAAGAGCGCAACGAAUCACUGGAGGAGCAGCUCGCACAGGCACUGGAUCAGGUCCAUCAGCUGCAGCAUGAGCUGAUGAAGAAGGACGAGCUUUUGCGAAUGGUGUCGAGUGUGAGUGAAGAGAGUGAGACGGACUCCAGCUCGUCUCCGGCGCUCCCCCACGUGCCGUCGAAUCACACACUUGCGCACACACUGACGCUCAGCCAGCUGGAGGCACUGCAGGCCAAACUGCAGGAGCUCGAGGAGGAGAACAACAAACUACGGGUGGAGGCAAGUCAGCUAAAGAGGGAGACCAUCACGUAUGAGGAGAAAGAGCAGCAGCUGGUCAGCGAUUGUGUUAAAGAGCUCCGCGAGUCGAAUAGUCAGAUGGUGAGCCUGACUGAAGAACUUUCUCAGAAGAAUGAGGAUCUUAUGAAACAGCAGGAGGAAAUCUCCCAGCUCCUGUCACAGAUAGUGGAGCUCCAACAGCGCCUCAAGCAGUUAGCACUGGAGAAAGAAGAGUUAAGGAUUCAUUUGCAAGCCUCAAAGGAAGCCCAGCGACAGCUAACUGCUGAGCUAAACGAGUUGGCCGACAGGAAUGCAGAGUGUGUUGGGAUGCUGCACGAGUCUCAGGAAGAGGUUAAGGAGCUGCGCAGUAAAAACACUCCGUCUGCAGGCCUGCGCAGGCAUCUCUCACACAGCCUGUACCCCAUGGAGUGUCUGGCAGCUGAGAUUGAAGGCACCAUGAGGAAGGAGUUGAGUGUAGAGGAGGAGAUCGCAUUUCAGGACCAGAGGUUGAGCCAGAAGCGUGUGUUUCAAACGGUGAGGUCAACAAAUGAGUCAAUAAUGCGAGCCGCGGCAGGGAUGCCUCCUAUUGACUGCAGUGUGGUGAUGACAUCACAGCCGUUUCACUCCAGCACACACCCCACACCUGACAGAGACACACAGCACGGCACAGACGACAGUGUGAAUGUGGGCCGCCCGGGCUCUCCUGGAGGAAAUGACCUCGUCUCUGCGCUGCGUCGCCUCACUCUGAGGAGGCAGAAUUUCCUGUGUGAACGUCAGUACUUUCAGGCUGAAAGGAACAGGAAGCUUCAUGAGCUGUCUGACAGGGCGGAGUCAGAAGGUGGUGGGAGUGGCUGUAGCUCUCCAAUGGGAAGCGUCUGCUCGUCCUUCACCAACCUCUCGGAGUUCUCUGUGUCCUCGAGCUGCUUUAAGACAUUUUUGCCAGAGAAGUUGCAGAUUGUAAAGCCCAUGGAAGGCUCUCUGACCCUGCAUCACUGGCAGCAGCUGGCAAAACCUCACUUGGCCUCCAUCCUUGACCUGCACCCAGGUGUGGUCACUAAGGGCUUUCGGCCGCUUCCCCAGGAUGCCGUGUAUCACCUGAACGACCUGGAGGAGGAUGACGAGAACGACAGAGUGCCGUGGGUGGACAACACAAAGGGACAUGAUGAGAGGAAGACAGGAGAGGAGGGUGAAGAUGAAGGGAUCACAUUCAAUGUGCGCUUGUCCUCCACUCCAGAGGAAAGGAACAAGAGGAGUGUUUUCACGCCACUUCAAGCCCUGCCUCUUUCGCCAUCUGUAACAGCAUCUCCUGUCUCAGUGGCCGCAGCUGUGACCUUGGACACCGUAGCAAAAUCAGCGGCAGGUUCAACGACACUUCCCGUGUCCCAGACAAGCCUGGGUGUUACUACAGCAGCGCCCUCUGUAGUGAAUCCUGGUAAAUCUCAGAGUACCACCUUCUCCACCUACACCUUCACCACCUGCCGCAUCCUGCACCCCAGUGAUGUCACGCAGGUCACACCCAGCUGUGCCUCCACCCCGAGUUCUCUCCGCUCCGUUCCCUCCACCCCUGUCACUCCGUGCAGGUUGACUCUGGGUGACUCGUUUCCUCCUCGUCGCACCACAGUGCCCCCUGCUGGUUUGGCUAAGCUCCUGUUGGAGAAAGGCAUCUCUGCCCAGAAAGUUCCUGCUCCCUUCAAACUGCCCCGGCCCCUGCAUCUGCCCCCUAUUACCCCUCCCAACUCCCCCUGCUCUUCCCCUGUACCCUUUGACUCAACCUCCACGCUUUCUGACAACUUCCUGGCAUCACGGCCUGCCGAGAUCUUCCUGCAAGACGUAUACGGUGUGAAACCAGACCUCGUCGAACGCCUGCGCAAACUCGGAUUGGACAAAAAUGUCAUUCGGACGGAUUCGGACGCUGCUCAACAACCAUCCACUCUGUUACCAACAGGAGGAGGAAGCUUAUUGGUGGGUUUGAGACGGAACCAAAGCCUACCUGUUAUGGUUGGUCAACGUAGCCCGUCCUACCCUAAUCCACCCCCUCACCCCACCUCCCUUGCUCUACCUACACCACCCUGGGGUAACUUGAAACCACGUCCAACUCGUAGACAUGCCUCGCUUUCUCAAGCUCCUCUUCCUCAUGAGCAUUAAAGAGUUGUUCAGGGUUUGGGGCAAAAAAGGGACUGGUGGUGAUCGGAUGAAAAAUGUAUUUUGUGGGCAUGGAUGGGAUAAUCGCUGACCUUUCUUGACCUUUGCUCACCUUUCUAUAAACUAACAGACUAAAAGGCAUGAAAAGGAGACGGCCGCUCUUCUGUGUUGUGGCUUAUUUUAAAAAGCACAAUUGUGUAAAUAAUGUUUUGGCAUCGUUUUUGGUCUAGUUGUACGCAUCACCAGGAAACGUUGCAUGUCCUGAUUUACGUCAGCAAGGGUGGAAUUUAAGUGGUAGAGCUCAGCUUUGAGCACAUGACCUCACCAUGAUCUUUUUUCCAUUUAGUAUAAACACUAGUUUCAUUACAUAAUACAGUAUAUUAUUAUACAUACGAUGGAAUAAAAACAUGUGUUCUAUUCCCUUCUAGCGGGUUUCAUUCAUUUGGUUUGAUAGCAUGCAAUAUUGUUAGCAUAUCGCUUAUCCUAUGUGUCUUAUGUCACUCUAUCCAAUGGAGAAUGAGCGUUGAAUAUGGUUUACGAUAUUGCAUGGUCGUCAAGAUGACAUGACGUCACGCGUCGAAGACGUAAAACUUCCACGCUAGCGAGUGACUGACAAUUUGUACGUAAACAAACAUGGCUGCCAGGUUUGCGUCGUUAAAUACAGAGGAUUUUGAGAGAAUUUUGAAAGAGAAAGACGCGUUGAACACCCAAAAGGAAUGUGUAAUAAUAAUAAUAAUAAUGGCUUUUUCGUGGUAUAUCAGAUAUAUUCCAUUCAGCAACUUGUUCAAUAUUGUGCUAGCUGAAUGGAAUAUAUCUGAUAUACCACUCGAUGCCAGCCAAUAUUAUUUAAAUAUCUAAUGGUAGCUAUCUUACUCGUGAACUCUACAAUAUGUUGGCCUAACUUUGCAUUCUAGCGACCUUGGUACCAGGUUCUAAUCACACAAUAUGAUAAUUAGCUCAAUGGUAUCUUGUUAAAUAGCUUACUUGACCAUCGCUAGCUUGUAAGUAAACAUGACUAGCUACCAUUGGUGAGGCCCUUGUUAACUCAGGAAUGAUGAUGUGCAGGAACCAUUGAUGAAAUUUUUGCGCUAACGUUUUAUUUUCCCCCAUCAAAUUUGACUCUUGCGUUCACCAUUCACUCUUUCCACGUUUAAAUGUCUCAGCCGCAGUUUAGCUGCAGUUGUAUUCGUGCUGUCCGUUUACUGUAUGCUCGAGGCUCUGCGGGUCGAGAAAGGUGAGAGAAAGUCGAUCAGGGAUACUGCAUGUAGGGUGGAGUGAUUGAAAGGAAUAAAGAAAGUGUGUGACGGAAUGAAAAUUGGUACUUUUCAUGUGGAUUUAUUAACGCGUAGAUGGCUUGUGGUUAAGUUGAACAGGAAGCAAGAUAAAGAUGGAUCAUGAAGGAGAGGAACACGUGAUUUAAAAAGAGCAAUAAGAAUGGAAGGAAUACGUGAAAUGAUGAGCUUGCAGAGCCUCUAGAAUGGAAGUAGUACUUGAAUUCACUGCCGGUUAGUUUCCGUAAUGUUGUUACCGUGUCUGUAACUCCUCACCCAUUCUGCCAUCCUAGUCAUAAUUUUACCCCAAAGCACAUUUUACACCCUGAUUUCAUGAUCACUAGUCUAUCAGGAAUUUAAAUGCAUUAGGGAAGAAGCUUUUUUUUUUCCCGAAAGAUUGGGUAGGUUCGACAUUUGAACGGUGCCUGCUCAUAUUUACGAAGCUCCGCCCCCAGGAUCUGUGGCGGCCUGUCGAGUGUUUUAUAAAAUGACCGACCGGAAGCAUAUCCAAACAAGCGUUCCGGACUGGAAAUCGGUUUUCCAAAUGAGUUUUCCUUGUGACUUGAUACACAUUUGCUAAGGCCAUGGCAUUAUCCAUUGUUUAUGUGGGUUUUUUUGUUUGUUUUUGUUUUCUCUACAUGUCAUUUGAGGUUACGCAUACAAAUGAGGAAUUAAAAAAAAAAAAAAAGCCUAGUAAUAAAAAAUGACGAUGAAUUACCGUGCAUAUUUAAUUUGUAUUGUGUUUUUUCUAAAGGGAAUGUGUACGAGUUUACUUCACAUUUUUACACGCGCGCGCGCACACAGUGGCACAGUAGUUCAAUCCUGAGCUCCAGUUACUGUCUGCCUGAAGUUUUACAUGCUCUUUCUCAUCGUGUCUGUGUGGGUUUCUUCCAGCUUCCUUCCACCUUCCAAAAACAUGCUAGUAGGUGGACUGGCUACUGUAAAUCGCCCCAGAUCUAAAUGACUGUGUGAAAUGCGUUUUUGCAUUGUUCGGGACUCCCUAAAGUGAAUGACGCAUGAAAUGGAAUGACGAAUGACAGCUAGUGAUUUGAACAAUAAAUGGUCCCUUGUCAUUCAGAUUCUUAUAAAUGGAAUAACGAUUGAAAUGUAGGUGGAAUGACAUGCUUUCAGCUCAUGAAAUGGAAUGACAUUGUUUCUAAGUGGAAUGACAUACUUUUAGGUUAUGUUAUCAGUGAUAUCACCUUUUACAAAUGGAAUGACAGCGUUUCCAGGUGGAAUGACGUACUUUGAGGCAAUGUUAUCAGUGAUGUCACCUAUAACCUAACCCUAACCCUAGAAACAAUGUCAUUCCAUUUGUUAAUUUGAUAUCACUGAUAACAUUGCCUCAAAGUAUGUCAUUCCACCUAGAAACCUUAUCAUUCCAUUUGUAAAAGGUGAUAUCACUGACAACAUUAGCUCAAAGUAAGUCAAUACAUAUAGAAACCCUGUCAUUCCAUUUGUAAAAGCUGAUAUCCCACCAAGCACCCACUUAUCCUAGGGAGGUCUAAAACUAAAGAUUUCAAUCGUUAUUCCAUUUGUAAGAUGACAAGGGACCAUUUAUUGUUCAAAUUUACUACCUGUCAUUCGUCAUUCCAUUUCAUGCGUCAUUCACUUUCGGGAGUCCUCAUUGUUCCCUGUGAUGGCCUGCCAUCCCAUCCAGGUGCCUUGGAUAGGCUCCAAAUACUCCACAACUCUGACCAGGUCAUUAACGCACUCAAUUUUUGCGACUUCAAUCCAGUGUGUUGUGAUCAGCUGAGAGCAGGAACAUAACACACAGCGAUUAUCAAUACCAGCCAGUCUGAAUGGUACUUUCUCAUAACACUUGGUUGCAGUGCUGCCUUUUUACCGUCUGUGCUUUGCCGUUGAUGUUUCUUUCCCCCCAUUCAAUGCACCUUUUUAUUUUAAUCCACUUUCCUAAUUAUUUUUAUUAUGAAAUUACGACACAGUAUCUACAAACAAGAGAACGUAACCAUAAGCUAGUGGCAUGAAGUAAUUUUAUGAAGCACUUUGAUUUAGCAGAGAUAUUUCAUAAUAUAUGUUGCUAAUGAAUGUUAUUUUGGUGAGUUGAGAAGGGAUUCACUUUUAAAACCUUUUUGCGAUGGUCCAAACCAAAAUGAAACAUGAGUUGGCCAGCGCUUUUGCUGGUUGGGCUUUAUUACUGUUAUUUUUAUAAUUGUCAUUCUUUUUUUGUAAACUAAACUUGUAUGUACAGUAUGUUGUUGCAAAGUCUUGAUUUUUGUGCCAUUUUUAAUAGCCAUUGGAUAAUGCACUGAAACAAGGCGGGGCUUGUAACGUCCCCAAGAUACUGGCUUGAGAUAUUUAUCACAUUUAAUAUUGCUUAAAUAAAUUGCUGAAUGAAUUUAUUGCCAUGUGUUGUACUGUACAGGAUUUACACAAUGUUGGACUGUUGCAAAGAAGCACAGCGUAUAAUUUGGAUUCGAUUGGCUCUGUGAUCAAUGUUUGUAAUAGUAAAUUAAAUGAUGGAAUAUUAAAUAAUUGUUUACACCAAAUUUAGUCUGGCACUGGAGCUACAAGGCUAAUGUUGCUAAUAAGCACAAAGCUUUUCUGUGUAUACAUGCGCACAAUUUUUUUUUUUUUUUUAUAUAUACUUUCUCAAAUGACAAAGAUAAUUACAUUUUUAGUACACCAUUUUUAACAAAUGGGUAGCAUAGCCUACAAUUCAGAAAAUGAGGUUUAAAGUUUAAACCACAGUAAAAUGUCAGCUUUCUGUUGUAAGGCUUUCAAAUGAUAAAAUUCUGGUUGUCCAAAAUGGCUGCCCAAGUCGCCUGAUAUUUUGUUCAUGUUUAUAUAUGAUGCACAGCAAGUCCCGCUGUGUUUUAAUGACGUAUAUUUCUGGAAAAGUUUUUGGAAGACUAGCUGAGUAGCUCCAGGACAAAACUAACCAGUGUUGGACACAGAACAUGUCUGAGCUGGCACCAAGUGCGUCUUAGCCACACAGAUCCUCUCCCUCAUUCUUGCGUCUUAGACACGCCAGGUGAGCGAUGGAGAUGAUGUGCUGGUUAUGAAGAUGUGUUUGAUAUUCAUUUGAAAAGCACAGAGAUAUGACUGUUGUCCUGUCUAAACGCCAAUCAGUGCUGUUUUGUUGCCUCCUGUUAUUUUUAAAUAAAGCAUUAAAAAAAAUA
This is a messenger RNA of Neoarius graeffei (lesser salmon catfish), 7402 nucleotides long. RefSeq names its product trafficking protein, kinesin binding 2 (gene trak2). Gene Ontology annotation, cellular component: dendrite. Gene Ontology annotation, molecular function: GABA receptor binding. Gene Ontology annotation, biological process: neurogenesis; anterograde axonal transport of mitochondrion. The record is from RefSeq and is a predicted model, not a curated record. NCBI's taxonomy places the organism in Eukaryota, Metazoa, Chordata, Actinopteri, Siluriformes, Ariidae.